This is a messenger RNA of Ogataea angusta, 2922 nucleotides long. RefSeq lists its product as uncharacterized. The transcript has a single exon. Gene Ontology annotation, cellular component: nucleus. Gene Ontology annotation, molecular function: ATP binding; mismatched DNA binding; ATP-dependent DNA damage sensor activity. Lineage: Eukaryota; Fungi; Ascomycota; Pichiomycetes; Pichiales; Pichiaceae. Bases 1 to 2922 code for a protein of 973 amino acids. Gene Ontology annotation, biological process: mismatch repair; mitotic recombination. The record is from RefSeq and is a predicted model, not a curated record.
AUGUCUCAACAGAUGCUAAGUCGCUGGAUAAAGCGGGAGAACAGCUCGUCUCCCGUGCCAGACGCGGCCAACGGCGCAAAAUCUGUGGCUAACAGCCACGGGAACGGCAAGGCUCGUUCCACCCCGUCGAGUGCGUCCAACGCGUCGUCCAUCGACGCGUUCAGGUAUUCCGCCACUGCUGGAUCGCUGACCCGCUCCAGAUUCGCCGACAAGCUUAAGGGAUACACUGUCGGGGCCCGCAAAAGGCCGUCCAGCGAGGACGACGAGGAUGCCCCUAAAAAGGCGAAAUCAAUCAAGCUGACACCGCUCGAGCAGCAGAUAUACGAGCUCAAGAUGCAACAUAAAGACAAACUACUAGCCAUCCAGGUUGGCUACAAAUACAAGUUCUAUGGCGAGGACGCUCGUGCCGCGUCGCAGAUCCUGAACAUCAUGUACAUUCCAGGACGGCUGUUUUUCUCCACGUGCGACGACCUGUACGAUAAAUUGGCGUACUGCUCGAUUCCCGACGUGAGACUCCAUAUUCAUCUGAAACGACUGCUGAAUGCCGGCUACAAAGUUGCCGUUGUUGACCAAAACGAGACGGCGGCCAUCAAGUCCACCACGUCGUCGAAGAACAAGCUGUUCGAGCGACGCAUAAGCAAGGUGUACACCUCGUCCACGUACAUCGACAACGAGGACGUGAUUUCUGGUGGCCGGUUUGUUGUCGCGCUGUCAGAGACGAGGAACAAGGAGAACGCUGUGAUCUCGCUUGUGGCUGUCGACGUCUACUCGGCAGACAUUAUAUACGACGAGUUCGAGGACAAUUUUGUGCGCAACGAGCUGGAAACCAGACUGUACCAUGUCGAUCCGACGGAAUUUCUUUUAAUCGGAGAAAUAUCGUCGGAAACACAAAAGGCGCUCGAUUUGUUCAAACGGCACACUCGUGAGUCUGCAACGAGGCUGCGGUCCGAGGCCAGAGCUGCAAAGACGUACACGCAGAUCGCCGAUGUUCUGAACGCGAACCUGUGCGACCAAGCUUUUGAUCUCGUCACAAAGCUUCCGGUAUCCGUCCAAGGCUGUUUUGCAGAGCUGGCCGAGUACCUCGGCGAGUUUGAAUUGGCCAGUGUGUUCGAUUUGGUGGACAAAUACACGCAUUUCUCCAGCGUCCAUCGAUGCAUGAUUCUAGACGCAAACACUCUGCGCAACCUCGAAAUAUACAAAAACAGCACCAACGGCGAGGAGUACGGCUCGCUGCUGUGGAUGCUGGACCACACAAACACGCAGUUCGGACGCAGAGAGCUCAAACGGUGGGUCGGCAGGCCGUUGACGGACAGAGAAGAGGUAGCCAGAAGAGCAGACUCCGUGGAAAGCAUUAUAGAAAACUACCAGUCUGCAGCCAUCGAGUCGACCGUCAAGCUUCUGCGCAACUGUCCGGACCUAGAGGCAGCGCUCAGCCGCAUCCACUACGGCCGGUCGAAACGCAAGGACACUUAUAUGUUUCUGAAGAAAAUGAACGAGAUUCUCCAGUUUUACGGAGACCUCCCGGACGCCUAUGUCCAGACGAACCCGUUUCUGCGCGAGAUAUUCCACGACCUCAAGACCGCAGCCACCUCCAGACUCAAAGAUUUCCGGAAUCUGCUGGACAUGGUCCACUCGCCAGCGGCCAUCGACGACACCAGCUCCGAACACGUGACCGGCUAUUUCAACACCAACUUCUUUGACUACCACCUAAUCCAGCAGCAUCUGGACAACAUUUCAGAGGUGGAGCAGCAGCUGGAAGCAGAGCUUAAGGAUAUCCGCAAGACCGUUGGCCGGCCGGGCAUGGGCUAUGUGACCAACAACAAGGAGCCGUACCUGGUAGAGGUGCGCAACACGCAGGUUGCCAGCUUGCCGAAAGACUGGGUGAAGAUCAAUGGCACCAAGUCCGUGUCGCGGUUCAGGACUCCGUCGGGAACUGCACUUUACAGACAGAUCCAGUUCCACACCGAGAUGCUCCAGAAAGAGUGCAACGACUGUUUCACUAGGUUUGUCAAGAAAAUCGACGAGUACUAUCUCGAUCUGAACAAAACUAUCCGGCAUCUCGCUGUGUUGGACUCGCUCAUUUCUCUGAGUGUCGCCUCGUCGCUCACCGAAGGGUACACAAAGCCUGUUUUUGUGGAUGCUCCGUGCAUUGACGUGAAGAACUCUCGUAACCCAAUCUCGGAAAACCUCAAGACAUCAACCCGUUACAUCCCUAAUGAUUUUCGAAUGUCAGACUCAGAAGGCAGAAUAGCCCUGAUCACAGGCCCGAAUAUGGGAGGAAAGUCGUCUUUCAUCCGUCAGAUCGCACUGAUCGUGGUUAUGGCACAGACAGGCUGCUACAUACCUGCGGAAGCCGGCUCGAAGCUGAGCAUUUUUGACUCGAUCCACACGCGAAUGGGCGCGCAGGACGACAUUAUCAAGGGCGAGUCCACGUUUCAAGUGGAGCUGAAAGAGUGCAGUACCAUCUUGAAAGAAUGCGGACCACGCUCGCUGGUUUUACUGGACGAGGUGGGCCGUGGAACCAGUACGAUGGACGGCUUCGCGAUAGCGCACUCGAUUUUGCGGUACCUUGUUACAGACAGGUCGCCGUUUGUACUAUUCAUUACACACUAUCAGAACCUCAAGUCAUUUAACAGGUUCAAAGAGGUGAAAAAUUACCAUAUGGGCAUCCAAAAAAUUGGUGAAGAUAUCGUCUUCACAUAUAAACUAUCGGCGGGAUGCUCUGAUCGUUCAUACGGUAUCAAUUGUGCAAAGUUGGCGGGACUGCCUAAACCGGUUCUUGAGUCCGCACACCAGAACUCGGCCAGGUUCGAAAACGACUGGAGACUAAAGGAGGCACUAAGUCUGGCACACAACUUUCGCACUCUCACAGAUACCAAAGACUAUGCGAAGCUGCUGGAACUGGCACAGGACCUGGCCUGA